AUGACCACGCAAAAGGAAGAAGCGUUAAAAAUAAGCAACGUGUAUCUGCAUCGAGAUGGCCAACUGGAGCUCAUAAAAGAGUUGGAGAAUGUCCUCAUUAGGGGAGUAUUCACGUGUGGCCACAGCAUAAAUAUUUUCAUAAAACGGAACGAAGGAAGCACACACAAUACGUUUAUUCAGUUGGACAGCUCACCACUGUCGAGUGCAUCUCCCAGUGGAAAGAGCUACUUGAACAUAUCCUGCAGUGACAUAAAUGAUUGUGAAUUUUUAGCUAGCGAUUUUGUUUUGUAUGCCUUGCGGAAGAGGGGAACUUCCCCUGGCGCAUCCUCACAACAUGAAGACCAUUCCGGUCACAACAACAAGGGGAGUGUUCUCCAGAGGAGGGAUAUAAAAUCCACGACGGUGCAUCGUGGAAGGGUAGCUACAUGGCGCUGCCCCCUACUAAGUGAGAGUUAUCUACCAAAAGGCAAAACCGCUAUAACGCCCUUCAAGGAAAACGCGAAAAACUACGCAAAAUGGUUACCUGCCAACACGAAGAAAAUUUUUCUGGGGGAAUUUCAAUUUUACGGACUGGACGAGGAAAAUAAAAUUUUCACCUGGCACACUGAUGUCCAUUCGAAAGACAAAAUAAUUUACAACUAUCAAACAAAAUUUAUUAAUUAUGUAAACCUUUUGGAUAAAAUAAAAAUAGUUAAUGUAGCAUGUGGACAGAGUCACGCGCUCUUUUUGUCCGAAAAUAAAAACUGCUAUGCGAUGGGCAGUAAUGACACUUACCAAGUAUGUGCAGAAAAAAGAAACGGAAAAAAAAUUGUUUUUUAUUCCUCCCCACAAUUGAUCAGAUUGGAUGAAGAUUCCAACAAAAAGGUGAAAUUCAUUUCUGCUGGAUAUUCACACAACUUAGUUUGUACUUACCAGAAUGAGGUGUACGGGUGGGGGAAUAACCUGCACGGUCAGCUAUUUCUGGAGGACCCCUUUGUAAAAGGGCCCACGCUUAUAUUCGACCCAAAACAAUGGCACAAAUUUAUGGUAAAAAAGAGGAGGCUUAAAAGGGUCAACAGAACGCUCACCAAUAGUUACACGCGGGCCGCCCCAUUUACUGACCAUGCCGCCAACCAAAGUGGAAGUAGUAACCCCUCACAGACAUGCAACAGGGAACAACAUCCCCCACAGGAGUACCCUCAAACGGACGAAUUUACAAAAUCCAUCGAACUUAUCAAUAGGGAUAAUCAUGCAUAUAGGAAGACGAAAAAAUGGAGAGACAAAAAUAAAUUCAAAGUUACAAAAUUAUGUUGCGGGUUUUCCUUCUCCUGUCUCCUUUUGGAGAAUCAAAACUGCUACGUCGUGGGGAAGACCAACCCCACAAGUGCUAGCAAAACGGAAAAGACAGACGCCCUUCUCAGAAUAAAUAAAAAAAAAAAAAUUGAUGACAUUUUUUGUAAUUUUUUUAACAUCAUCCUUGUGGAUAAUUUAAAGAUAGAGAAAAUUUCUCCCCAAAUUAUUCACCCCUCUUCCGACAGGGCCAUUUUCCUCCACUUGAACUUCCCCCUUAAGGAUUCCCUCAACUGCAGGGUUGGCCUUAACCACAGGGAUGGGGCGAAUUCGGUUACUUGUUCCUGGCAGGGUGAAAACUUCCCUGAUUGCCAAAAUGGGGAAACCCCCUCGAGGAUGAAUUUCUACCUAAGCUAUGACAAUGGAAGCGACGAGGAGGGGGCCAUCUCACAGGAAAUAAGUGAUCGUAAGGAUGACACGACCCUUUCUGGAAGUAGGAACCCCUUCGACAUAUCUGCACACACACUAUGGGAAAAAAAAAAAAAAAAAAAAUAUUGGACAUCCUGCCAAUUUUACCAAAGCCAAAUGGAAAGGAAACUAUUCCUCCACUUAUACAAUGAGCAUUUCUCCAUUCAGUACAAUCAGUGCAGCGUCAUGCUGAGCAGCUACAACGGACAGGUGUUGCAUCUCUCCCCGGAUAAUUGUGCAUUUAUGAAAAAUAUAAAAUUAAAAAUUAAAAUUAAAAAGGCACCUAUCCAAGUGGAGUCCGAUAACGUCUACGUGCUUUUCCACUUCACCGAUGAGUUCAAAAAUGAGGUUUUCAAAUAUAGCAAAGGGAGACUUAAGCGAGGUGGAAAUUAUAUUUACACAAAGGUUCCUUCCAUUCUGGAGGGGGACUUUCCACAGGGUGUUGGAGACAGAACAGCAGGGAAACACGACUACGAUGAGGUCAAUAGUUCCGCCUCCGAUGGGGGAAAUUCAAACAAACGUGACGAGAACGACGUCCCCAACAGUUGUAUGGACGCCCCCACCGGCGAAGACACGAUUAACACUCACCGCUUCACCAAAUGCAACGUGCACUACUCACUGGGUAGCAACUUCUACGGAAGCUCCCUUCCCAUCACAAUCAUAAAACCGGACAUCCUCAAUAUCACCCCCAAUUUUGUUCACAUACACGACAAUAGGCCUAUUCGAAUAAACAUGCUUCACCUCUCUAGCAGCUUCGAACAUAUUUAUGUCACUUUGAGUAACCCCCGUCUGCCACUUAUACGCACCAAGGCCUACUACGACUGCGAACAGGGCAACUUCUUUUUCGCUGUCCCUCCAAUUCCUACAGGGGUCUUCCAAAAGGCUCAGCUAGGAUUCAUCACACUCCACGUAUUCGUUUCUUACAACAAUGUAGAAUACAGCCAGAACGAAGUUAUCCUCACCAUCUCAAAUGUCAGCCCGGAAGGAAGCAUGGAUGAUACAAAUGGGGGCAGUGGCGAGGGGGAAGCAUAA
Molecule: messenger RNA, 2769 nt
Organism: Plasmodium coatneyi
Lineage: Eukaryota; Apicomplexa; Aconoidasida; Haemosporida; Plasmodiidae
Exons: 2
Coding region: 1-2769 (922 amino acids)
Cellular component (GO): cytoplasm
Molecular function (GO): guanyl-nucleotide exchange factor activity
Source: RefSeq, a predicted model, not a curated record